UUAGCCAGGGACAGAGCCAUGCUAGGGUAGCUAACGUAACAAACGAGCAAGCUGCAAUUUGGUUGCAAAGACGGCUGUAGAAGGAUUUGCCAACUGGCGUUAACUGUUGUAGUUCUGUUUCUGACUAUCUAGCAAACAGACUUUGUUCAAAAUAGUGAUCGGUUAUCAUGCUAACGUUUACUUUCAGCCUGUCACUUAACUUGGCUGAAUCGUUUGUUAUUUAUCUUAACUGAGCUGAAACGCAGAAAUAGCAUGGAUCCAGACAAUGGAGCAGACCGUGCUCUCAGUCUGCAAUGGAAGAGCUACAAGCUUCUUCAGGACCCAACCAUAAGGAGGGUUGCCCAGAAAAUCUACAGAUACGAUGGAAUUCACUUCAGCGUUCCAGAUUCAGGUUUCCCACCGGUUGGGGAGUUACGUGACCCCAGACCACGCCGGAUCUGGUCUAGACACACUGAUAUGGUGCUGCCAUUGCCCAAAUUUAAGCUGGAUGAAUACUAUGUGGGGCCCAUCCCACUUAAGGAGGUGACUUUUGCUCGUCUCAAUGACAACAUCAAGGAGCCCUUUUUGGCGGAGAUGUGUGCCAAGUUUGGUGAGGUGGAGGAGAUGGAAAUCCUGUUCCAUCCGAAGACCAGGAAGCAUCUUGGCCUAGCAAGGGUGCUGUUUACCAGCACUAGGGGAGCAAAGGAUACAGUCAAGCACCUGCACAACACCUCGGUCAUGGGCAACAUUGUCCAUGUUCAGCUUGACAUAAAAGGCCAGCAGAGAAUGAAGUACUAUGAUCUGAUAGUGAAUGGCUCCUACACCCCACAAACAGUACCCACUGGAGGAAAGGCCUUGACUGAGAGGUUCCAGCCUCCUGCCCCUACCCAGCCAGACACGUCCUCAGAUAUUAGGCGGCGGCUUUCAACAGAACAGUUGACAAUGCCCGCUGGCAUACCCCCUGUUACGUCCGGUAGCACCACACCGUGUUCUGCGGAUACAGGCUUUGGUGAUCAGCGUCUGGACAACACCCCCUCUUCCUUGGGUGGGCCCUACACCCCAGGUUCCACAUCCUCCCAGGGUGGGGGGACUCCCUACACCCCUCGCUCAGGGACCCCUUUCUCCCAGGAUUCCGGCUAUGCCGUUGGAAGGCACGGUGGUUUCAGUGCUGGUCCUAUGGGAAGCGGCUACCCUCCGCAGGACAUCCUGCCCUCGUCCUCCUGUUCCUCCUCAGCAGUCUCCUCCUCGUCAUCACUGGGCGGCUUCAAGGGCUCCCGUUACCACGACGACCCCCACAUGCCCCCCCAGGAGCCCCCCAUGUUCCACCGAGGUCGCCCCGGCUACCCACCGCCCUCUGCUCCCUUCCGACCCAACGAGCCCCCUUGUUACCCACCUUUCGCCAACCCCGGCGCCCAUCACAUGCCGCUUCACCCGCCCAUGCCACCUCCCUCGCAAGUCCCCCAGUACGAGCAGCAGCCGCCCAUGUUGGACCGGGACAGGGACAGAGACAGGGGUCUGGGGCGGGACAGGGACCGAGAUCGGGACCGCGAGAGGGACCGAGACAGAGACUCGGCUGGACGCUACGGAGGCAUCAGCUCUCGCCGCGGCUCCUACCACCACCAGCAGGAGGCCACCGCCGCCACCUCCUCUUCGGCCUCCUCGGCCUCCUCCUUGGGUAAGUCCUCCCAUCAUUCCCACCACUCGCACCACGGGCACCACGGAGAGCGGCGGGCCAGUGAGGACCGGGAGCGUGGUUACCGGCGCGACAGUGUGGGCUCGCGCUCAGGGGACCACGGUCACCAGAGGCAUCGCAACCACCACCACUCACACAACCACCACGGGGCCAGCCGCAGGCGGGACAGCCGGGACCGCGAGCGCGACUGGGAGCGCGAUGCUCCCGACUACGCCAGCAGUUCCGACCCGCGAUACGGUCACCCCAACUCCUCAGGGCACCACCGGUCCUCCAACAGCCUGUCGCCUCCCUACUCGUCGUCAUCGUCCUCCGGCUCGGCGUCUAAAGACCAUCUCCCACUACCCCACCACGAACCCUCCAGCUCCUCUCGCUUGGACCCCGCGUCCUCUCGUCUUGGGGACCGGGGCCUGGGCAGCUCGUCGGACGGUGACUUCCGGGCCGUUCCGCACCACACACCCCUGCCACCACCUCCUCCGCCUCCUCCCCCACCUUUGCCCCCGGCUUCGGUCAUAGCGGCCGCCGUGGCGGAGACUCUAGGCGCUCUGGACUUCGGUCAGGACAGUCCGGUGCGCGAGGAGCAAUGGACCAAACCCAAACGCCGUCCCAGCACACCGCCCAUCCCUCCCCGCUCCCCUCCCCCCUCCUCCCCUCUCCACCCGGCUGUGGCCUCUUCCUCCAGCUCGCCCUCCUCUACCUCUCUGCCUCACCACCUUCCUCCCUCCUCCUCCUCGGCGUCCCUCUCGCCCGCGCUGCCCCAGCGCGACUCCUCCUCCCCAGAGCCGGACUCCACCAACGAGAGCCUGCCGUUCAUGCACCACAGCAGCAGCCUGGACUCGCGUAUCGAGAUGCUCCUGAAGGAGCAGAAGGCCAAGUUCUCCUUCUUGGCCUCUGACGAAGAGGAAGAGGAGGGCGAGGAGAGGCCCAAGGGCUCGGGGGGUCAGCGAGACGCAGGGGGAGUGGGGACCGCACCCGGAGCGGAGGAGAGCAGGAGCAGGAAGUCCCGGGAGGAAGGCGGAGAGAGGGAGCGUCAGCGGAGGAGAGGAGAGACGGAUGAGACCCAUGCGCGGAGGAAAGGAGAGAGGGACAGAGAUGGGCGCAGGCACCGAGGCCGAAAGCAGGGUUCAGAGGAAGCAGAGGAGACGAGGAAGAGCCCUGCGGUGAUCGCCGCGGCAACACCUUCGUCGACGGCUCAGAGCACUGUCUCGGAGUCACCACUGGUCCAGAGUGGCCUCUCCAAUGCCUACAGGCAGGAAGAAUCUGUCGACAGCAAGAAGAAGGGGGCACAUACGCCACCCACCUACAACGGGCAAGCCCAGGCCUCCCCUCACUCCUCUGGGGAGGACAUGGAAAUCUCCGACGAGGAGGAGGAGAACCCCAUGGCCGCAGCCUCGGCCCUGUCGUCCUCCUCGUCCCCGACGGCCUCUUCGCAGUCGGCGCUGCCCCCUCAGACACCGGACCCCUCGUCAACCCCCCCGCCCUCCCUCUCGGACUCCGGCCAGCACUUCAGCUCGGCCAUGCCACCGCCCCCCAUCCCCUCCUACCCUCCUCACCUGCCCCCACCUCCCCCGCCGGGCUUCUCCCUGCAGCCCCCUCCCCCGCCGGGCAUCCCGCCGCCGAUGCCGCCCAUGGAGCUGCACCCGGAGUACCCGCCGCCACUGGGCCACCACCUGCCUUACGACUACGCCUCGUCCGUGGAGCUGAUGAGCCAGUACAGCGGCGGCGCGCCCAUGUCCUUCCAGAUGCAGACGCAGAUGCUCAGCCGCCUGCACCAGAUGCGCGCCACGGGGUCCUCCAAUGGCACGGCGGCCCCUCCGCCCGGCGAGGCGCCCCCACCAGGCGCCUCCUACCACCUGCACGGCAUGCCCCCGCCGCCGCCGCACCACCCCUACAUGGACCAAGAGGGUGCAGCUGGUGCCCACUACGACCAGGACCACCGUUAUAUGCCCCCUCACAUGCCCUACGCCUACCCGGACCCCCACACGGGCCAGCUGCCGCCUCCCCACCACCCCCACUCGCUGCCUCCGCCACCACCCUCGGCCUGGCCACCGCACGUGCUGCCCCAGCACUACCCCUCGCACUACCCGCCGCCGCCAUUCGGGGCGCUGAGCGGCGCGGAGGGGGAGCAGUACGUGGCGCCGGCUGACCCGCAGGUGCCCAUGCUGGGCCAGAGCCCGCACGAGGCCACGGUGCAGCUGGUUAUGGCCUCGCUCAUCCAGGAGAUGAAGAACAUCAUGCAGAGGGACCUCAAGCGCAAGAUGGUGGAGAACAUCGCCUUCGGCACCUUCGACGAGUGGUGGGAGCGCAAGGAGAGGAAGGCCAAGCCCUUCCAGACCCCCAUGCGAGGCGUGGCGGUGCGGGAGGAGGAGAAGAAGGAGGAGAAGCAGACCAGCAGCCGGCCAGUGCAGCCACUCAUGUCCCUGGUGGACUGGGCCAAGAGCGGCGGCAUGGAAGGCUUCGCCCUGCGGGGGGCGCUCCGACUGCCUUCCUUCAAGGUAAAAAGGAAAGAACCGCAAGAGCUGGGUGAUGGCGGAGAGAUGAAGAUCAAGCGACCCUCCACACCGCCUGAUGAGGAAGAUGAAGACUCUUACCAGGGUAAAGUUGCGGACGGUGCCGGUGGCCGAGGUGAUGGAGACGGCCGUGGCUCAGAGAGGGACAGCAGCAGACGGCGAAAGAAAAGGACGAAGAGCAGGAAGGGCUUUGACCUGGACAGUGAAGGAGAGGAGACGUCCGAGGGCUCCUCCUCUGACAAGGAAGAUGAGGACAGCGACAAGGAGGAUGAGUCAGAUGAUGAGGCAAUCAGUGGUGACAGUGAUGAUGAAAGCCUCUCCUCUUCCUCUGAAACGUCCUCUUCCUCAUCGCUAUCCUCGUCAUCAUCAUCAGAAGAUGAGGAAGAGGAGGAAGAGGGCGAGAGGGCUGGGGAGAGUGAAGGUCUGGACACCAUGGAUGAGUCCACCAUGGACAGCAUGGCACUGGACUCCGAGAAGGAGAAUGAGAGUGAUAGAGCACUUGUCAACCAAUCAGCUGCAGCUGCUGGCUCAGAGAUUAAAUCAGAAGUCACUCCAUUACCAAAGGACCAGCGGCCUCCCUCUCCACCUAUGCCUCCCCCUCGACCGUCCUCCCCAGUCCUCCUCCUCCCCCCGCUCAAAAAGCGCAGAAAGACCGUCUCUUUCUCCACGGACGAGUCCGACUUCAAGCCCCCCAGUGCCCCCCUGUCCCAGUCUGCCUCGGCCGCUGCCCCCCAGCCUGCCCCGCUCCUCCCGGUCAAAGCACAACCCCCCGAGCCCUCGGCCAGCGCCCCGGCCGCCACAGUCCCCGUGGCCUCCACGAACAAAACCCCCCUGCUGCUCCCCUUCGCCUCGCGUCCCGGAGAGGCCAACGCACUGUCCCCGUCCCCAGGCCCCGCCGCUGUGCUCACCGUGCCACCCCCGUUGCGCGCCCUGCGGCCCGAGGAGCCAAAGAACCAAACAGCGGCAAGCAGCGCCCGGCAAGGCCCCGCCGUAAAGACGAUGCCCAAGCCACCGCGUGUGUACGCGACCGUGCAGAACCUACCGCUGGACCAUGCCUCCAUGGUGCGUGUGGCCUACGAGGAGCCGGCACCACCCAGCCCCGUCCACAAGGGCCGAGGGCGCGGCCGGCCGCGCACCUCCAGCAUCUCGGCCCCCUCGGCCACUCACCCGCCGCUGCUAGAGGAGGACGAGGAGGACGAGCUGGACGAGAGGGAGCGUGAGCAGAGACUCCGGCUGCGGGAGCAGCUGGGCGCGUCCAGCCUGCUGCAGCUCGCCUCGGCGUCUACGCCCGACCUGGCUGUUCUUGCCGACGUGGCGCUCACCCUGGAGCCUGGCGACGGCGACUCGGAGGAGACGGAGACAUCGGACGAGGCGGAGGAGCACAAGCUGGAGGAGGACGACUUCCUGUUCUCCCCACGGGGCCGCGCGCCCGUCCCGUCCACCAUGCACCCCGAGGGCCUGCUGGCGCUCGCCGAGCACAACUACUUCCGGGCGCCCGUGGUGCCCCAACCCUCGACCCCCGCCUCCCACAGGAAGGGCUCCGCCGGCAAGACAGAACCGGCCUUACUCUUGCCCUCCGACCUCAACCACCACGCCAUCUCGAGCGUGUUGGAGGCGCCGGAGGAGGUCAUCGGGGAGGCCGCCAUCACCGACCCGUACGGGCCCCUGGGACUGCUGUGUGAGGCCGGAGACGUGGCUGAGGCGAAGGCGGCGGCUCUCACCCCGCCAGGACCAGGGGCCAAACGCAGAGGCCCGGCAGCGGCACGGGAGACUGAGCUGGAGGCCGUGGUGCUGGGGAAGACGAAGAAGAGGAGGAGGAAAGACUCAGCGGAACUGGAGCCAGUGUCGCCCAAGAAGCAGAAGGAAAAGGAGACCAAAAAGCAGAAGAAGUGGAAGCCGGAGGAUGUGGAGCCGGAGGUGGACGUGGACGUGGAGCAGCUGGAGUCGGGCGAGCUCUCGGACUCAGACGACCUGUCCGACUCGGACGAUGAGCUGUUUGGCCGGACCGCCGACGGCCAGCCCGAGGAGCUGCGCAAGAGCGAGCGGCUCUUCCUGCAGGAGGCGGGCCUGACCCCCCAGCGACGACCGAAGCAGCACCAGCUUGUCCCUUGCACGCCCUCGCCGCCCCCACCACUGCCACGCUCCUACGACCAGCGCAGCGAGUUCGAGCAGAUGACCAUCCUGUACGACAUCUGGAACUCGGGGCUGGACGGCGAGGACAUGCGACUGCUAAAGAGCACCUACGAGAAGCUCCUCCAGAACGACCAGAGCUCAGACUGGCUCAAUGACACACACUGGGUCCCCCACACUGUGACCAAUCUCCCGCACCCACGGCGCAAGAAGAAGGCGGUGGACGGACAAUUGAGGGAGCACGUGACCGGCUGUGCCCGAAGCGAGGGCUACUAUGCCAUCAGCCGCAAGGAGAAGGACGUCUACCUGGACCUGGACCUGCCCGAGUCCAUGCUGGAGAUGGACUACGACGUCACGGGUUCGAACCGCCUCCUCUCGGAGAGGCGCUCAGAGCAGCGGCGUCUCCUGAGUGCCAUCGGCACGCCGGCCGUCAUGGACUCAGACCUCCUCAAGCUCAAUCAGCUCAAGUUCCGGAAGAAGAAGUUGCGUUUUGGACGCAGUCGUAUCCACGAAUGGGGUCUGUUUGCCAUGGAGCCCAUUGCAGCGGACGAGAUGGUCAUAGAAUAUGUGGGCCAGAACAUCAGACAGAUGGUGGCUGAUAACCGCGAGAAGCGCUACGCUCAAGAGGGCAUCGGGAGCAGCUACCUGUUCAGAGUUGACCACGACACAAUCAUAGAUGCCACUAAGUGUGGAAACCUGGCUCGCUUCAUCAACCAUUGCUGCACGCCCAACUGUUACGCAAAGGUGAUCACCAUCGAGUCUCAGAAGAAGAUUGUGAUCUACUCCAAGCAGCCCAUCGGCGUCAAUGAAGAGAUCACCUACGACUACAAGUUCCCCAUUGAGGAGAACAAGAUCCCCUGUCUGUGCGGGACAGAAAACUGCCGUGGAACUCUCAACUGAGAGGCCUCGUGGCUAGACGGACCCCAGUGCUCACACACACACACACACACACACACACACACUCCUAUUCCUGCUGCCUGGUUAGCACUGCCUCGCAGCGUUCAGAUCCUUGGCCACCCCAGCUUCCAUAGUGACACCCGCUUCAACAACUGAAAAAAGAAGAAGGAAAGAAAGUACACAGUUUCUCAUUGACUCACAGUUUCUCAUAGACUCACAGUUUCUCAUUGACUCACAGUUUCUCAUAGACUCACAGUUUCUCAUAGACUCACAGUUUCUCAUUGACUACAGGCUACCUAGCAGCUGGUUGAACUCUGUGCCGGCUAUCUGACUUUCUUCACAAGCUAAGUCAAGACGGCCAACUCCAAAGCAAACCUACAUGCCUAUGACCCUCAUAGAGACUUCUAAUCUGCUGCUCACUGACUGGAAGUAGAACAUGGAAACACACACAGUCACCCCCCUGGCUUACUGACUGGAAGUAGAACAUGGGAACACACACAGUCACCCCCCUGGCUCACUGACGCUGUGCAGGUGCAGGCCUCUCACAUAGAUCACUUUGAGAGCGUCUCCGCAAGAGUGGGCCGUGAUCCAAAAGCCGUAUUUGUUCAACCCAAAUUUCAUCUGAAUUCCAGGUCCUGGAAUUUUCUCUUGCUGCAGUAUUGGAUGAGGUGUGUGCAAGUGUGUGUGUGCAAGUGUGUGUGUGUGUGUGUCUAUGAAUGAAUGAGAGAGAGAGAGUAAAUGUGAGUGAAAGUUUUUUCAGAUCCCAGUGUUCUUAUGCCCUGUUAGUUUUAGUUUAUUUUUUUUAAAUGUUUGACUGAGAGUCUGUUAGUUUAUGGACAGGUCUUGUCUGAAAAGAUGCCUCACAUCUCUCUCUCUCUCUCUCUCUCUCUCUCUCUCUCUCUCUCUCUCUCUCUCGCUCACAUGUUCUGCAGCUCUGUUGCCAGGACAAUGUUUAUACCAUUGGCAGACGUUUCAUUUAGUUUCUUUCCUUAAGUGCUUAUACCUUCAAGCGCACAGCUGUCAGUUGGCAGAAUCGUAUAUGGCCAUUUAAAGGGCAUAUUGAGCUGGCUGCAUUCAAAGAUGUCCGUUUUAAAGUUACAUUUUCAAAUGAUGCAAGACAUUGGAAGAGCUAGGUGGUUCAUGUUCAGAAUAAAGUUCGCAACAUUGUUCUUAGUUAAGGAUGAACUUUUCAGCAUUAGAAGUAUUAUGCCUAUACUACAAGACUUUUAAAGUUUGGUAUAAGCUGUGAGAACAGUGAAAGUGAUUGUGUGCCCAUCCUUGUUGCUUGUGAUUGGCAUGUUUCCGCUACACUGUAUGCAAAGUUUGAUUUCUUGGCUCUGUCAUUGAUUUUAUUUUUGCCUAUUUCUCAUGGUGGUUAGAAUUGCUUCAGUUCACAUGGAAUACCCAUAAUACUCAGUUCUCAACAUGUGAAAUACCAUUGUUGUGUUGUGCAAGAACAGACAAAGUGCAAACAAACUUUCACUUUCAGUGGAGAUAUACAAGGCAGCGAGAUGUGUGAUAAGUGCAGUAGACUUUAUUUUUCUUUUCUUUUGUCCUUUUCAAUGUUUAUUUUUACCAGAUUGGCAACCCUGUUAACAGAGAAUUGUUUUAUGGCCUUUUUAAACACUGGUGGUAUGUUAUUAGAAGAAAACCAAACUAAUUAUACAUUUUAAUGGACCAAGUCAGACCCCCAUUUUAUCCCCUAUUCCCAAUUGAAGUGUGUAUUUGUGUGUGUGUGUGUGUGUGUGUGUGUGUGAAUGGGUGGGUGUGCUUUGAGAGAAUGUUUGCAAGAGAUUACCUUUGUAAGGGAGGCAAGGUUUUGGUCUAUAAGAAUGACAUUUUAAAGACUUUUCCCUAAAGUUAGGGGGAUUGGUUGUUCAAAAUUUUGUGUUCACUAAAUGCGAUCCAGCUUGACCGGACUGAUCAUUCGGGCAGAAGGUUUAGUGCAACUGAUGUAAUGGAAAUCUCUGUGCUCAGGCCAAGUCACCAAGUGUGUCCAAAAUGGGUCGACUGUCAUUGACUUUAAUCUAAAUGUGUGUUACAGUUUUAUGUUAUUGUUUUUUUAUUAUCCAGUCAUGCGACCCUGUCAGCAUUCACUUACUCUGGCAAGAGGGAACCCUGUAAAAUAUUUGUAGGCUCUGCGGCAGCCUUUCAGUGCAAACUGACCCUCUGAGGUGAAAGUAAAAAAAAAAAAAGCAUAAAGUUCACGAAAAACGUGUAAAUAUUGUAGAAGUGUUUGUUUCUCGUAGAAACACACGGGUUCCAGUUUGUAAAUAUGUCCUUCCUUUUUUCCCUACUUUCCCUGAGAGAGAGCGAGAAAAAAAAUCUGUACAUACCUUUCACGUACCUUAUUUUUAUUGGGUUUUUUGUUUUUCUGUUGUUUUUUUCUCUCCUCCUAAUUUGAUUUAUUAUUUUAAUAUUAUUUGCAAUAUUGCUCUUGUAUUAAUGCGUUGGACCCUUUAUUAAUGGUGUAUUAAAAUAUUUUUU
Molecule: messenger RNA, 9693 nt
Organism: Alosa alosa (allis shad)
Lineage: Eukaryota; Metazoa; Chordata; Actinopteri; Clupeiformes; Clupeidae
Gene: setd1a
Product: SET domain containing 1A, histone lysine methyltransferase
Cellular component (GO): Set1C/COMPASS complex
Molecular function (GO): RNA binding; protein binding; histone H3K4 methyltransferase activity
Source: RefSeq, a predicted model, not a curated record